CACAUUCGACACGCACAGACGGAUUUUCCUUUUUUCCUUUGGACAAUUUCUCUGCGAUUUUCUCGGAAGCCAAACGCUCUCAACGAUGGCCGAUCAGCUCACCGACGACCAGAUCUCUGAGUUCAAGGAGGCUUUCAGCCUAUUCGACAAGGACGGCGAUGGUUGCAUCACUACAAAGGAGUUGGGGACUGUUAUGCGUUCACUUGGGCAGAACCCCACUGAAGCUGAGCUUCAGGAUAUGAUCAAUGAGGUUGAUGCUGAUGGGAAUGGGACCAUUGAUUUCCCAGAGUUCCUUAACCUGAUGGCCCGGAAGAUGAAGGACACUGAUUCUGAGGAGGAGCUCAAGGAAGCCUUCCGAGUGUUCGAUAAGGACCAGAAUGGCUUCAUUUCUGCCGCUGAGCUUCGUCAUGUUAUGACAAAUCUAGGCGAGAAGCUGACAGAUGAGGAAGUGGAUGAGAUGAUUCGUGAGGCUGAUGUGGAUGGUGAUGGGCAGAUCAACUAUGAGGAGUUCGUCAAAGUCAUGAUGGCCAAGUGAGGAUUAAUUGACCAAAACUAAAGUUUAUAUAAAAACGUAAAAGGGAACAGGGCAGAUAAGUUCAAAAGAGAUUUUCGCAUCCCAUUAGGACAUGUUCAUUUGGUAUUGCUAGGUUUUGGUUGGUUCAUGUAUGCAUUAUUUGUGGUACCGUUCCUUUUAGUAUCCUACUUGUUUGCUGUCUCUUCAUAGUUCCUGUUUGGUAGUGUCUGUUACGAUACAUUGGUAUUUUGAUUCUUCUCUUUGAAAUCUAUUGGGUGAAUCUGAUAUUACUGCUUA
Messenger RNA from Pyrus x bretschneideri (Chinese white pear), 811 nucleotides. Its product is annotated as calmodulin-7. The transcript has 2 exons. Lineage: Eukaryota; Viridiplantae; Streptophyta; Magnoliopsida; Rosales; Rosaceae. The coding region runs from base 86 to 535 and encodes 149 amino acids. Gene Ontology annotation, molecular function: calcium ion binding; enzyme regulator activity. The record is from RefSeq and is a predicted model, not a curated record.